AUGAGUCAUGGUCAAAAACAAUUAUACCGAAAACUGAUGCAAAAAUUGGCCACGCUGAUGGAUAGACACGGAUAUAAUAAUCGAUACUUUUUAACCGGGGGAACAUUAAUCGGAUCGCACAGACAUCAUGAUUUCAUUCCGUGGGAUGAUGAUGUGGAUGUGAUGGUCGAUGUGAAACUUCGUUCGUGGCUCCGUGACGAGCUGGCUUCCAUGAGACCGGAAUAUGAUGUUGUUCAUGCUACGCGAGACAAAUUUUUCACCAAACUUCUUCCUCUGGACCAGGACAAUGAUACAGAUGUCGAACAAAGUCGAAAUUGUACAUCUUACCCAUGGGGUUGGCCGUUUCUGGACAUCAGUUACUAUGAAGUAAAUGAAACACAUGUGAAAGAAAUCGCCAUAGCUUCCGGAGGAUAUUACCAAUGGUCAAUAGAUACAAUUUUUCCUAUUCUUUAUCGACCAUUUGGUCCGGAAUGGUAUCCGACGCCACGGGACCCUUUGGGGACCUUAAUUCCCAUGUACGGCAAGUCAAAUCAGUGUAAAACACAUAGCUAUUCACACGUGUUCGAACGCUCGAGUGAUUGGAAAGGAGUGGAUUGUUCCCAACUUGGUUCACGAUAUCCCUUUGUGCAACAUCGUCCUUGUCUCGUCCGCGGGACAAUUGCACGGUCCGGACGAACAAUGCUUGUUGAGGAGCAACUCGUACUCGACAGUGGUCAGGGCGGUAAAAUAGUUAUUCAUUCAUUUUGUUUGGCCUCAGAUGCGAGUAACUCUCGUGCGGAUACCUACGCCAUGGAUUUUGUAUAA
Molecule: messenger RNA, 804 nt
Organism: Echinostoma caproni
Lineage: Eukaryota; Metazoa; Platyhelminthes; Trematoda; Plagiorchiida; Echinostomatidae
Source: the annotation of a GenBank genome assembly